AUGGGUGGGGGAGAGACGGACAGGAGGGACUGGGGAGGGAAUAGUGAACGUUUUCUCCUGAUUGCAGGCUGGAAGCGGAAGAAGCAGAUCAGUGAUGUGACUGACCACGCUAGUCUUUGGACACUCAACACAGGUCUUCAUGGUCUUGUAUCAGGAGGGGAAGGACCUCAAUGGUUGAGGGACUACCUGGUCAGCACUCCUUCCCAUUUCUCAUCACAGCACAAUUGUAAGCAAAAUUGUGUAGACUACAGCGACCAAAGUGAUAGCUUGGAAUCUGUCCCACCAACUCCAGCCUUUCCAGUGUCUCCUUCAACGCCUUAUGUGGAACACUUUUCAGAGUUUUCACAUAUCAGGUCUGGUGAUCAGAGGGCCCAACACAGCUGGACACAAGAGUCCUGGAGUUUCCUCGAUAGUGCAAACCAUACUGGUAGCUCUAUUGAUGGAGAGCUGUUCAGAUCAGACGUGUCUAUGAGCUCUGCUUCCUGUCCUCGGGUAUUUGGUUCCAUGUGUUCCAUGUCAUCAAGCAGCCCCCUCCCACACAGAGACAGCUGCACGCCGUCUCCUGUGUGGCAGCAGCCAACUUUGAACUCCUCACAGCCCUCAACUCCUAUCAAGCGCAGCACUCCUAAUGAUUCCCACAGUUCACCUUGGGGGCCUCCUGGUGUGCCUCCAGGGAUCCACAUGGAGACAGAUAGAACAGACUUGCCCUCCUUAUUGACGGUAAAUGGCAACCUAGAGCACAGCCUGCUGGAGGCAAUGGGGGACCUCAGGCUCCUGAACCUUGGUGGAGAUGGUGACCUCCCGCCACUGUUGCCUGAAAAGAGGAGAGUGGGUGAAGGUGGAGACCUUGGCUCCUGCUUGCCUUGUUUGAGCAGGUUUUCCAGUCCUCACAGUGAAAGCAGUCUCAGCCUUUCUUUCUCAUCACUGACCCCUGACCCUUUCAAAGAUUUAAGUGGGAGCACAUCACCUGGAGCAGAGUUUGGCAGUAAGCAGGACACUGUGAAGUUUGUUCAGGACACUUCCAAGUUCUGGUACAAGCCUGACAUUUCCAGAGAUCAAGCUAUUUCAGUGUUAAAGGAUAAAGAACCAGGCUCUUUUAUUGUCAGAGACAGCCAUUCAUUUCGCGGGGCUUAUGGAUUGGCUAUGAAAGUGGCCACUCCCCCUCCAUCUGUGCUGCAUCAAAGUAAAAAAGUCGGAGUUCCGUCCAAUGAGCUGGUGAGACAUUUCCUGAUAGAGUGCACACAGAAAGGAGUCCGUCUUAAAGGCUGCCCCGAUGAGCCAUUCUUUGGGAGCCUCACUGCUCUGGUGUGUCAGCACUCCAUCACACCUCUGGCUCUGCCCUGCAAACUCAUUCUGCCUAACAGAGACCCGUUUGAGGAUAUGAGUGACUCUCCUGCAAAGACAGCAACAAACUCAGCAGCUGAACUUCUAAAGCAAGGAGCAGCAUGUAAUGUGUGGUACCUUGGCUCUGUGGAAUUGGAGUCUUUAACGGGACACCAGGCAGUGCAGAAAGCUACCACGGUGACACUCAGCAUGGAUCCUCCAUCGGCCUCGACUGUUGUCCACUUUAAGGUGUCGGCGCAGGGCAUCACACUCACUGACAACCAGAGGAAGCUGUUUUUCAGAAGACACUAUGCAGUCAAUACAGUCAUUUUCUGUUCCUUGGACCCACAAGGCAGGAGAUGGACGAGAGGCAGUGGUUCUACUGCAAAGAUAUUUGGGUUCGUCGCACGGAAAUCGCAGAGUGAGACAGAAAAUAUUUGCCAUCUGUUCGCUGAACACGACCCGGAGCAGCCAGCGAGCGCUAUCGUCAACUUUGUCGCAAAGGUUAUGAUCGGGUCACACAAGAAGUGAGGAGCAAGCAUCGCAAACGUGUAAAGUAAAUGAAACGGACAGAUUCCCACGUCGCACAUUAUGAUGGUGGGAUGCACAAGUCAAAACCGGAACAAUAACACCAGCAGCUAACAAGAAUUUCAGAGCAGAACUCAAAACACUCCAGCAUAUCCUUAAUAUGCUAAUACUGAGUGUGCUGCAGGAUCUUGCCGUUAGAGAGAGCCAACGCUAUUGUGUAUGCUGCGAACUCAUCAUCGCUCAUCGUGAAACCGUGGCGCUGCUGGCAAAGGCUUGUUGGAUAGAUGGGGACAAUUUAGCACUGAAGAUCUAUGGUGGAAACAAUUUACAGUGCGUUACUUUUCUUGUUGACAGUCUCAGCGAGCAACAGUAACGAAUAACAUAAUUAGAUGAAAAACAUGUUUAUAAUUUGAUUGGUAAAAAGAUGUGUUUUCAGAUUUAAAAGGCUUAUUUAAUGCAGAAAAGAGAGCAACUGUAAAGACUGAUUUUUUUUUAACCUUGUAUGUCGGACAUGUUUUUCCUUUGUGUUUACUCUUUUAAAACUAUUUAUCUAAAUGUAUUAAAAUAGUUUUCCUCUGCUUUAUAUGUCACAAACUGUAUUUUUGUACAUAAACAUAUGCUGUACAUUAUGACAAAUAAUGUACCUCAGGAUUCGUGCUAUUAUGUUACAUGUUUUUAAUGUAAUCUGAUGUACUCUGUAGCUGAUUAAAAAUACAAUCUUUA
Molecule: messenger RNA, 2574 nt
Organism: Phyllopteryx taeniolatus (common seadragon)
Lineage: Eukaryota; Metazoa; Chordata; Actinopteri; Syngnathiformes; Syngnathidae
Gene: tns3.2
Product: tensin 3, tandem duplicate 2
Exons: 16
Coding region: 1-1854 (617 amino acids)
Molecular function (GO): protein binding
Source: RefSeq, a predicted model, not a curated record